Messenger RNA from Cynara cardunculus var. scolymus (artichoke), 920 nucleotides. Its product is annotated as AT-hook motif nuclear-localized protein 20-like. The transcript has a single exon. Lineage: Eukaryota; Viridiplantae; Streptophyta; Magnoliopsida; Asterales; Asteraceae. Bases 65 to 898 code for a protein of 277 amino acids. Gene Ontology annotation, molecular function: minor groove of adenine-thymine-rich DNA binding; DNA-binding transcription factor activity. The record is from RefSeq and is a predicted model, not a curated record. Gene Ontology annotation, cellular component: nucleus.
UCUCAUCUGAUCACCAAACUCUUUCAUUAGGGUUCGUUUGAGAGUGAAAGCUCCGAUCAAGAUCAUGUCGAACCGAUGGUGGGCAGGACAAGUCAACGUGGCCGGUGUUGAAACAUCUUCCGGCGGCGGUUCUCCGGCACUCAAGAAACCAGAUCUGGGAAUCUCCAUGAACGACAACACCACUGGUACUGGAAGUGAAGAAGAUGAAAGGGACAACAACAGUGAUGAUCCAAGAGAAGGUGCAAUCGACCCUUCUAACAGACGCCCCAGGGGCAGACCACCCGGAUCCAAAAACAAACCGAAGCCACCGAUUUUCGUGACCAGAGACAGCCCCAACGCCCUCCGUAGCCACGUCAUGGAGGUGGCGAGUGGAACGGAUAUAGCUGAAAGCAUAGCUCAGUUCAGUCGGAAACGACAGAGGGGUGUUUGUGUGAUGAGUGCUAGUGGAACAGUCAUGAAUGUAACCCUAAGACAGCCAUCAGCACCUGGUUCAGUCAUGGCUUUACAAGGCCGGUUCGAGAUUCUAUCUCUCACCGGUGCGUUUCUUCCUGGUCCUGCCCCACCUGGAGCCACCGGCCUCACUAUCUACCUUGCCGGUGGUCAGGGGCAAGUCGUCGGCGGGAGUGUGGUGGGGUCGUUGAUAGCAUCAGGACCUGUCAUGGUUAUUGCCGCCACGUUUUCCAACGCCACCUAUGAGAGGCUUCCGGUGGAGGAAGAGGAGGAGGGUGACAGUGUGGCGCCUGGGCUAGGUGGUGGUGGUGGCGGUGGAUCACCACCGCAGCUGGGGAUGGCUGAUCCGAUGCCGGGUUACAAUCUGCAGCCCAAUUUGAUCCCAAAUGGAGGUGGACAGUUGAACCAUGAAGCUUUUGGUUGGCCUCAUGGCCGACCUCCAUACUAGCUAGAGAAAUUAAGGUAAUUUU